Messenger RNA from Passer domesticus (house sparrow), 725 nucleotides. It is a transcript of the gene MYMK, whose product is annotated as myomaker, myoblast fusion factor. Bases 63 to 725 code for a protein of 220 amino acids. The record is from RefSeq and is a predicted model, not a curated record. Lineage: Eukaryota; Metazoa; Chordata; Aves; Passeriformes; Passeridae. The transcript has 5 exons. Gene Ontology annotation, cellular component: membrane.
CACCAUUCCUGCCCAGCUCACAGACACCCUGCUCCCAGGAGCUGCUGGCCCACGAGGCACCCAUGGGUUCGCUGGUGGCCAAGCUCCUCCUGCCCACCCUCAGCUCCUUGGUCUUCCUCCCCACCAUCAGCAUCGCGGCCAAGCGGCGUUUCCACAUGGAAGCCAUGGUUUACUUCUUCACCAUGUUCUUCGUGGCGUUUUACCACCUUUGUGACAGCCCUGGGUUAUCAGUGCUGUGCUUUAUGCGCUACGACAUCCUGGAGUACUUCAGCAUCUACGGGACAGCCCUGUCCAUCUGGGUGUCCCUGAUGGCCCUGGCAGAGUUUGACGAGCCCAAGAGAUCGACCUUCAUCAUGUUUGGCGUGCUCACCAUCGCCGUGAGGAUCUACCACGACCGCUGGGGCUACGGCGUCUACUCGGGCCCCAUCGGGACGGCCGUGCUGGUGAUCACGGUCAGAUGGCUGCAGAAGAUGAAGGAGAAGAAAGGGCUCUAUCCUGACAAGAGUGUCUACACCCAACAGAUUGGUCCUGGCUUCUGUUUCGGGGCGCUGGCACUGAUGCUGAGGUUCUUCUUUGAGGAGUGGGAUUACACCUACGUGCACAGCUUCUACCACUGUGCCUUGGCCAUGGCCCUCGUGCUGCUGCUGCCCAAGGAGAACAAGAAGGCCGGGAGCGCCGGGACCCCCGCCAGGCUGGACUGCUCCACGCUCUGCUGCUGCGUCUGA